CAUUGAACCUUGACGGUUUAAUUACUAUUCGACAAUCAAUAAGGAACGUUUUGUGGUUCCGAUACUAUAGUAGAUAUUCGUGAAACUGCGAACUUCUACAUCGGAGUCGUUCCAAAUGCUACUUCUUCACAGUCGCUAGAUGCUUGAGGGCCUACCAGGUUCCGGACUUCCACUGUCACGCACAGCUCCUCAGUAUCUGUCCAUCGGAACAUUAGGAAGAACGUCAAAGGCAACGAGGAAUGCUGUUGGCCUGUGGCUAGCUCUCCAUAUUAAGGGCAAUUGAACCACCUUCCCCGUAGCCGGUUAAUGGGAACUACUCACUACUCACUAACCCUCCUGCCGUACCCUGUAUGGUUGCUGCAUGGCCUUCUCCGCUGGGUCGACACGCACGAAAAGUUACGACAGCACACGUACUAUGCCACAUGUUUUCAGUUUGGACAAGAACCAGUUGCUCUAUAUCGGAUUUUAGGGGCCGUAUAACAUUUUACCAUCUGUGGACGCGGUCCUCCCCACCAAUGGCGGGCUUCAAACUUGCUUCUUGGUGCUCGCACGAAGCUUAACAGCGACUCCAACUCGACUGCCUCGUCGAGGGACCAGGGCAAGGUGCCACUCAGAUAACUAAAUACUUGAUAGUUGACCUUGCUCGGAUAUUGCGAUAAUCAAGAGCCUGACAGGACCCAUGGGACUCGGAGAGGUUUCACGAAUGGUCCACCAAGCUAAAAUACACUCGUGAUGGAGUUCUUCUUUAUAGCAUGAGCUUAACCAUGUUUUGAUACGCUCUUCGCCCGGUAUUGCUCACGUAUUAUUGCCUUGAGCAGUACAAAAGGCGCACGCCUCCGUCCCUUCUUGCACUACGCUUCGUACUCGACAAUGGCUCACUUGCGCUUACUUCCCUUUAUCCCACUCACCGUGCUUUUCCUAUCUCAUGUCGUUGGGGCGGCACCCACUGACGAUUCAGCAACGCAUGCAAAAGUUAUAUCCCACUGUGCUGAACCCAACACUGUAGCGCUCACCUUCGACGAUGGCCCAUACGAUUUCCUGCGCAAAUUUGUCGAUCUACUGGGCGAGCACGGGGCCAAGGGUACUUUUUUCUUCAAUGGCGACAACUAUGACUGUAUCUAUGAUGAGAAACGGGUCGAAGACAUUCAAUAUACAUUCGACAGAGGACACCAAGUCGGGUCUCACACCUGGCACCACUCGGACCUUGGCGAGAUAAAAACCGAGUCAAAGAUGAUGGACGAAUUUGUCAGAACGGAGGAAGCUCUGAAGAAGAUCUUAGGCAUUGAGGUCGCUAUGACUCGCCCUCCAUUUGGAUCCCUGAAUUCCCUAGCUGAGGAAGUAGCCGCAAAGCGAGGGCAGACGCUCAUUCUCUGGGAUCUCGACACUCGCGAUGCUGAUGGUGCUUCUGUUAAGUACAGCAAGUCGCAAUAUGACGAGGUUGUGAAGAAAUCGCCCUCAAGCAUUCUGGCGCUCAAUCACGAACCUUACAAGAGAACCUUAACCGAAGUAAUUCCUUAUGCCAUUGAGAUACUUAAGGAGAAAUACAGGUUUGUUACAGUGGCCGAAUGCCUUGGAAUGGAGGCAUAUCACUCCAUCGGCAGUCGGAGUGUACGCGACAAAACCUGGAAGUGUUAGAUAUCUCUCGAGCCUGAACGACAUGGGGAUAUCCUCAUUGGUUAUCUUUCGCUCCGAUGUGUAAUGAGCCUUCAGCUUCAAAUCUCGAUUCUAAUCUCGAAUUUGUUGCUUAUCUGCAGGGUUGUUCUAUUAAUUGAAUAAAAUUCAAGUCUAU
This is a messenger RNA of Marasmius oreades (fairy-ring Marasmius), 1789 nucleotides long. RefSeq lists its product as uncharacterized. Lineage: Eukaryota; Fungi; Basidiomycota; Agaricomycetes; Agaricales; Marasmiaceae. The record is from RefSeq and is a predicted model, not a curated record. The coding region runs from base 871 to 1635 and encodes 254 amino acids. The transcript has 12 exons. Gene Ontology annotation, biological process: carbohydrate metabolic process. Gene Ontology annotation, molecular function: hydrolase activity, acting on carbon-nitrogen (but not peptide) bonds.